Messenger RNA from Penicillium bovifimosum, 1623 nucleotides. It is a transcript of the gene abd1, whose product is annotated as mRNA (guanine-N7)-methyltransferase. The record is from RefSeq and is a predicted model, not a curated record. Gene Ontology annotation, molecular function: mRNA 5'-cap (guanine-N7-)-methyltransferase activity. NCBI's taxonomy places the organism in Eukaryota, Fungi, Ascomycota, Eurotiomycetes, Eurotiales, Aspergillaceae. Bases 1 to 1623 code for a protein of 540 amino acids. Gene Ontology annotation, cellular component: nucleus. The transcript is spliced from 3 exons. Gene Ontology annotation, biological process: 7-methylguanosine mRNA capping.
AUGGAUAAUAAUAACGAGAAUGGAGCUCGUGAUGGGGCUGCCAGACACUCUACUCCCCGUUCACCUGCUCGCACGAAUGCCACACCCUCUGCAACAGAUUCCGGGCGGCACAGGAGCAUGGAAGGAGACGGCGCGGCAGAUGGACCAAGUCAGUUAUCGAAUGCUGCAAUCAAGCGCAGGAGACUCCAAGAGAGGCACCAAGCUCUCCGAAAACGUGGUCGCACUCCGCCAUCAGUAUUCUCUCGGCGCAAUCGCUCUCGCAGUCCAAAUGGCGCACCGCCACGCGAAGACCGACGCUCCCGCUCGCCGAUACAACCGCGCCGCUCUCCCUCCCCCGAAGCGCCGCGGCAACGCAAGAGACCAGGUGGUGGAGCGAGACAGGGACUUGCAGACCGCGAAACUCUACGACGCAGACAGGAGGAGCGUGAACGCGCCGAGCAGGAAGAGGCGAUGCGCACCUCCCAACAGCGUGGAGUUGCGGACGUUGUUAGGCAGCACUACAAUGCGGUCCCUGAGAGAGGCCGUGAGUGGCGGAAGACGGAGAGCAAGAUCAAGGGGCUACGAAGCUUCAACAACUGGGUGAAGAGCACUCUUAUCCAGAAAUUCUCGCCCGAUGAGAAUUUUGUUGCACGAUUUGAGGAUACCAAGGAUUGGGCCAAUGACAGCCAAGGACCGCCGCCAGCGCCUGAGCACAAGCUCCUCGUGUUGGACUUGGGGUGUGGAAAGGGUGGCGAUUUGGGCAAGUGGCAGCUGGCGCCCCAGCCGGUUGACCUCUAUGUCGGUCUUGACCCUGCCAAUGUCUCGAUUGAGCAGGCACGAGGUCGUUACGACCAAAUGCGCUCGGGCCGUGGUCAGCGAGGCCGUCGACCUCCCCCAGCAAUCUUCCAUGCUGAAUUUUAUCCGAAGGACUGCUUCGGAGAGUGGCUAGGCGAUAUAGACAUUAUCCAGCAAGUCGGCAUUGAUGCUAAUGUCGGGCCUGGUGGUUCCAUCAUGGCCUCUCGCUACGGCGGCGGGGGCUUUGAUAUUGUUACAUCCAUGUUCGCCAUUCAUUAUGCCUUUGAGACUGAGGAGAAGACACGCCAAAUGCUCAGUAAUGUCGCAGGUUGCUUGAAGAAGGGCGGUCGUUUCCUCGGUGUUUGUCCCAACUCAGACGUCAUUAGCAGCCAAGUGUCUGCCUUCCAUAAGAAGCGUAAGGAGCGCGAGGCUGCUAAAGCCGCUGAACCGGACGGUCCCGAGGAUGGUGAGGUUGAGGAGGAUGACCGGGCCCAGUGGGGCAAUGAUAUCUACCGCGUUCAAUUCCCUGGAGCAACUCCCGAGGAUGGAGUUUUCCGUCCGCCUUUCGGGUGGAAAUACAGUUACUUCAUGAAAGAGGCAGUGGAGGAGGUUCCUGAAUAUGUCGUUCCAUGGGAGGCUUUCCGAGCGUUGACCGAGGAUUACAACCUGGAACUCCAAUACCGCAAGCCAUUCUUGGACAUCUGGGAAGACGAGAAGAACCACCCUGAGUUGGGCCCGCUCGGUGAUCGAAUGGGUGUUCGAGACCGCGUAACUGGUGCUUUGAAUAUGACGCCGGAAGAGAAGGAGGCCGUUAGUUUCUACCAUGCAUACUGCUUCUAUAAGGUCUAG